Trifolium pratense (red clover) is the source of this 2793-nucleotide messenger RNA. Its product is annotated as exocyst complex component EXO70B1-like. Gene Ontology annotation, biological process: exocytosis. Bases 306 to 2480 code for a protein of 724 amino acids. Gene Ontology annotation, cellular component: exocyst. The record is from RefSeq and is a predicted model, not a curated record. Gene Ontology annotation, molecular function: phosphatidylinositol-4,5-bisphosphate binding. The transcript has a single exon. NCBI's taxonomy places the organism in Eukaryota, Viridiplantae, Streptophyta, Magnoliopsida, Fabales, Fabaceae.
AAUUUUUUUUUUUGGAGUUUUCUAUCCAUUCAUCUCUCUCUCAUUCUCUUCCUCAAAUAAGGAUAAGAUCAAUACCAACCUCUAAAAAUAUUUCUAAAAAAGAGAUUAUAGAAAAAAUAAUUGAUAAUAACCAUAGAAACAAAAAUAGAACACAUAAGAAAACAAAUAAGAAAAAAUUAAAAGAAAAAAUAAAGCGGAUAAUUCUCCAAUGUUGUCUCACCAUUUAACAGUGUGAAACAUAUUUUGUGCCCUUUUGUUUUCUAGUUGGGAAACCAUAACCAUAAUUACAAACAACCACAACAACAAUGGAGAAGAAUCUUGAUGAACAAUCCAUCCCUCAUGAAGAUGAGGGAAACAACACUAAUAUUGAUGAUACCUCUAAAUCGUCGUUGCCGGAGACCAAAGAUAAUGUCGAAGACGUCAAACCCGACGAUGAAACUAAAAAGGUGGAUGAUGUCGAUCAUGUUGAGGGAGAGCCAAAAGAGGAGAAGGAGGAGGAGGAGGAGGAGAGUCGGGAAGGCAUAACUGUUGAGGUUACGCAACCUGAAACUCCUCCUCCUAACUUGGAGAAGGUUUUAGAAGACAUUGAUCGAUUCCUAGCAACUACAAAUGAGAAUAAUAACAACAAUGUUAAUGUUAAUCCCAACGAAGAGAAGAUUCCUGAAUGUGUUGACAAGUUUUUGGAUCUCCUGGAAGAGAAAAUUGCGAAAUAUGAUUCCGGUGAAACAAAAUGGGGUGAAGUCGUGGAGGAAGAUUCAUCGUUGUUGGAAGGUGUGAAUCGUGUUACGAAGAUGAUGAAAUUGUUGAGCACGAUGAUCAUAGAGUUUCAAUCUGGAGAAAAAGUAACAGAAGCAGAAGGAGAAGCACAAGCAGAAGAAGAUGCAGCAGAAAAGGAAAAUGAAAAAGAAAAAGACGAGAAAAAGGAUAAAUCAACAUUGGUGAACCGCAUUAGCGCGAUUCAACAACGGGCCAUGUCGUAUUUGGAGGAAGAGUUUCGUAUGUUAAUGGAAGAAUCUAGAAACCAAAACAAAACAGAGAACAAUGACUCGUCGAAAGGGAAACAAGUGGCAACAACAGAGGCAUCGGAAAAUGAAUCGACAGAGACGGUUAUGGAUUUCCCGGGUUUUAAAGAGGAGGUAGUUACAAAUUUGAAUAAGAUAGCAUGUGAGAUGUUACUCGCGGGUUAUGAUUCGGAGUGCUACCACAUCUACACAGUUUCUAGAAAACACGGUUUUAGUGACGGUUUAUACAAGCUUGGGUACGAAAGGAUUAGCAUGGAUGAGGUACAAAAAAUGCAAUGGGAAUCAUUGGAAAGAGAGAUUCCAUCGUGGAUCAAUACUUUCAAGGAAUGCGCCACCGUGUGGUUCCCUGGUGAAAGGAAGCUUGCUGCAUCAAUUUUCUCUGAUCAUCCAUCAGAUGCUGACACACUCUACACAGAACUCACACGUGUGGUGGUGUUUCAGCUUCUCAACUUUGCUGAAAGUGUCGCGAUGACAAAACGAGCUGCAGAGAAGCUCUUCAAGUAUCUUGACAUGUAUGAGGCAAUAAGAGAUACCAUUACAAAUCUCGAGAAACUCUACCCGGAGAACAUUGUUGAUGAUAUCAAAGCUGAAAUGACUUCGGCCAAGAAUAGGCUCGGGGAGGUUGCUGUAUUGAUAUUUUGUGAACUUGAAAACUCGAUCAAAUCUGAUUGUGGAAAAACACCAGUCGCCGGUGGCGCAGUUCAUCCAUUAACUCGCUACAUAGUCAACUAUCUAAGACUUGCAUGCGAGUAUAAAGACACAUUGGAAGAGGUUUUUCGAGAGCACUCCAAAAUUGAGCGUUCUGAUUCAACAAGCAGGCCACAUUACGAAACUGAUAAUCAACAUUCUAAAGAGAAAGAAAACACAUCACCAUUUGCGGCACAAUUAACACGUGUAAUGGAAUUACUCGACGCAAAUCUUGAAGGAAAAGCCAAACUCUACAAAGAAGUACCAUUAAGUUGCAUCUUUAUGAUGAACAAUGGAAGGUACAUUGUUCAAAAAAUCAAAGGCUCGGCUGAAAUCUACGAAGUGAUGGGCGAAACUUGGUGUCGUAAGCGAUCAACUGAGUUGAGAACUUACCAUAAAAACUAUCAAGUAGAAACCUGGAGUAAGAUAUUGACUUGUUUAAGUCCAAAAGGUUUGAGUGAUAAUGGGAAAGUUCCGAAGCCAGUGUUGAAAGAAAGGUUCAAGAAUUUCAACACAUUGUUCGAUGAGAUACAUAAGACACAAAGCACAUGGGUUGUGAGUGAUGAACAACUUCAAUCUGAGCUUAGAGUUUCAAUAUCAGCACUUGUGAUUCCUGCUUAUAGAUCAUUUUUGGGGAGGUUUUCGCAGUAUUUGGAUCCCGGGAGACAAACUGAGAAGUAUAUUAAGUUUCAAGCUGAGGAUAUAGAGAAUUAUAUUGAUGACUUGUUUGCUGGGAAUCCUCAUCAAGCCAUGGUCAGGAAGAAAGUAUGAGAUCGACAAGACAACCUUAACGGUGUUAUCGUCUGGUUUAUGCUAAACACUUCAUCUGAUAUAUCAAACAAGUACACACUUGUGUGUGUGUGAUUUGGAAUUUGUAUGUAUGACAUUAGGUAGGUUCUGCAUGUGUGAAUUAAGUUUAAUUUCCUCUAGUGAUUGAUAUUUGUUAUUAUUAUUAAUUGUUGUAAAAGAAACUAAAGGGUUGGGGGGAAUUUUUGUCAUUUGGAUGUAAUUUAUUUAUUAGCUUUUAGGGCGAGUUCCUCUCUUGUAUUCAAUCACUUCAAAUUUAUCAUAAUUUUUUCUUUGA